AUGGCUGAACAAAUUCCAAGCAAGAUUUGGGUCAUGAGACCUAAAGCCUCAGCUACCCAGAUCCGCAUCCGCCCCGGCGACCUCGUUGACGACGUGCGCGACGAGAUUUUGCGCAAGUAUGGCAACUCGCUGGGCAAGACGUUCGACUCACCCGACCUCACUCUUCGCAUUCAGGCCAGCGAGGAGACGCAAAACAAGCAACGCACUCGAACCCUCGGCCCCGAGGAAGACAUAAUUAAAACCCUCAAUGCCUACUACCCUUCAGGCCAAACCGUCAAGGAGGCUCUCGUCAUCGAGAUUCCCCGGAACUCGACAACACCCAAGCCAUCCCCACGGGCACCCGCUCCUUAUUCCGGUUCUGCGUCAGCCACCUACUAUGCCGAAGAUGGGCGUCCAUCCGAGACGAGCGAAGGCUACUUUCCCACCGUCACCGGAAACACGUCGUCGCCUCGCCUUGCCAUGGCUGUUCCCACGCAGUCCAGCGGGUCCAUACCCCAUUCCAUGACCGUCAUCAGCUCGGGCCAACUUCCUCCCAUUCCUUCUCCUGGAGGCACCAGGCGUCAUUAUCGCUCUCGGCACUCGCAUUCGCGAACGCACUCGAGCUCAUCAGAGCACAUUGUGUCACAUUCGAGCUCCCUGCCCAAAUCACCGGGCCAUGAAAUAACGUCGUCGGCUCGGAUGGGCACUCCUCCUCCCCAGCGGCUGUCAUCUCCUCGUUUGCCCAGCUCACGACCCAACAAGAAGGGCAAGAGGAGCCAGCAGCAGCAGCAGCAGGAUUACCACCACACCCCCACUCCAUCCAUUCUGACCGCCACUGUGCCUCCGAUUAAUGUCCUCAUUGUUGAAGAUAACCCAAUCAACCUGAAACUGCUCGAGGCCUUUGUCAAGCGGCUCAAGGUGCGAUGGGAUACAGCCAUGAACGGCAGCGAUGCUGUCAAGAAAUGGAGACACGGCGGCUUCCACUUGGUCCUCAUGGAUAUUCAACUGCCUGGUAUGAACGGACUGGAGGCCACAAGAGAGAUUCGCCGACUGGAAAGACUGAAUAACAUUGGCGUGUCUACGGCGCCGGACGGCAUUCCUGAGACCACACCCACCGAAGAGCUCACCGAGCAAGAUCGCCUGCGGGACAUUGAUAAGUUCAAGAGCCCUGUUAUUAUCGUUGCCCUCACGGCCAGCUCUCUCCAGAGUGACCGACAUGAAGCUCUCGCCUCGGGCUGCAACGACUUUCUGACAAAGCCUGUCAACUUUGUUUGGCUAGAGCGCAAGGUAAUGGAAUGGGGCUGCAUGCAGGCACUCAUCGACUUUGAGGGUUGGCGCAUGUGGAAGGAGCUCUCAGCCAAGGCCGAAUCGAUCGCGGCCGCUAACAAAAGAGCACUUGCUUUCAAAAACAAGACAAAAAAGAACCGCCCGAUCAUGUCGGCGUCGUAA
This is a messenger RNA of Trichoderma virens Gv29-8, 1428 nucleotides long. RefSeq lists its product as uncharacterized. The record is from RefSeq and is a predicted model, not a curated record. The transcript is spliced from 3 exons. Gene Ontology annotation, molecular function: phosphorelay response regulator activity; protein kinase activator activity. Gene Ontology annotation, biological process: osmosensory signaling via phosphorelay pathway. The coding region runs from base 1 to 1428 and encodes 475 amino acids. Lineage: Eukaryota; Fungi; Ascomycota; Sordariomycetes; Hypocreales; Hypocreaceae. Gene Ontology annotation, cellular component: Mcs4 RR-MAPKKK complex.